Messenger RNA from Folsomia candida, 613 nucleotides. RefSeq lists its product as uncharacterized. The coding region runs from base 98 to 592 and encodes 164 amino acids. The transcript is spliced from 4 exons. NCBI's taxonomy places the organism in Eukaryota, Metazoa, Arthropoda, Collembola, Entomobryomorpha, Isotomidae. The record is from RefSeq and is a predicted model, not a curated record.
AGAAGUCCCCUCGCUCCCUAUUAAAGUAGUCGAUUUUAAAUAAAAUAGUAGCAAAGUGAAUGAAAUCUUUGGAAUUUUAUUCAACUUUUUAUGUAAAAUGUCGACAAUUUGUUGUUGUGGGUGCUGCACGGUGCAAGUUAUGACAAAUUUGAUUGCAGGAAUCAGCACAGUGUACAAAAGCUCCGUAUGGGUAAAUUUCAUGAUCAAGCAUCCCGACGAUGUUUUGAUCCCUUACUUCCAUGAAUACCGCGGCUGGUACAUCGCGCUCGUUUCUAUCCCGCUUAUCAUGGGGCUUGUCAACUUCAUCACGGCUAGUCUCCUGGUACAAGGGUGCCGUUUGCGUAAUUACCGCUUAAUCCUUCCCUGGCUGGUGUGGAGCUACGUUUCCAUUUUCCUUCUCACCAUCGGAAUUCUAAUCAUUUGCACAAUCACGAUCAUCGCGGAGGAGGAAUUAUUCUCCGGACUUUGCAUUCUCGCCGUGGGCAUCAUUUUCCUGGGAGUGCAGAUUUAUUGUGUUUUCAUGGUAAAAAAGUUUGUCCACAUUUUAAAAAGAGAUGCCGCCGUUGAUUUUAACGAAAAUUGUAGGUUGUAAAAAUAAAUAGAUAUUCUUUAU